CGCUCUCCUACCGAACAACUGAAGUUUUCAAUAGGCAAAUUUUAGAGGAUGGUUUGAGGUUUGAAAAGUGCAACCUUAGGGCACUCGUGCUUUCAAAAUUGGGCGUUACUGCACAUGUGAGUCUCGCGAUUAAAGGCCAAAAAAUAGGUUUCGAGAUUCACUGUGCAUACUGAAUGUACUUGUCAUCCCUGUUGAUGCGUUUUAAUGAUUAGUUGAUCAAAUUAAUAUCAAGGCUUACAAUUUAUUUUUAAUAGUCUGAAGGAAACUCCUAUUUGUCUAGACACUUACUCACUGUUGAGAAUACUGGUCUGUGCAUAUUCAAACUGGAAUUUCGGAGUACUUUAUGGAAUUGAUGGAGGACUUAAGUAUUCUCUGGUCCCUUAUAUAUCAAUAAAAACACCUGUUUCAUACCUCAUUUUCAGGGCUAGUUGCAUUCGAAAAUUUAUAAUAUGCACAGGUCGAAUAUUUUAAAAAUACGAGUACAAAGUUUGUAAAUACCAGUCGUUAAACUUUUUUGUACUAUUGCAUGAAUUUUAUUUUCGUACACAGGUAUAUCGAAAUAAAGUGCUUGGUUUGAUAUUGAAUUACUAUGGACACAAUCCUAUUGAGUGAUCUUGAACGUUUCUACUUAGUACAAGGAGUUGAAGUGGGAUGUAGAAUGGAUGGUCGUGAACCAAGUGAAUAUCGACCUUUGGAAAUUGAAACCAAUAUUUUAAGUCACGCGACUGGUUCAGCUAGUAUUCGUAUUGGAGAAACAUUCAUUGUUUGCUGUGUUAAAAUGGAGGUUGGCAAACCUUCUUUAACUAACACUGGUGAAGGUCGUAUUGAAAUAAAUGUUGAAUGUUAUCCUACAGCAACUCACCGGUGUAGUGAGAAGGCAGCGUCCGAGCUAGAGGAACGUUUGAAGACAACAUUACAAUCAACCUAUCAAUCGAAGUUUAUAGAUCUAAGCCCUCUGUGUAUCCAACGAGGUCGACAGUGCUGGGUCAUCUAUAUCGAUCUGCUUAUCUUAGAAGGUGCUGGGAACUUACUUGAUGCUUCCUCCCUGGUAGUCAAAGCUGCUCUACUAAACGCUACACAGUCAAAUUCUUUAUUAUUGUCUGUUUUUCAAAACAAUUCAAAGUCUGUUGAGGCAGAAGUUCGCCAGCUUCGUGGAGAUAUGUUGCCGUUAUUUGUCACAAUACAUAAGAUUGGAAAGACAUAUAUCAUAGAUGCAAGUAAGGAGGAAGAAGCCUGUUCAUUAUCCAGAUUAUCUCUUGUUAUCUAUCCAGAUGGUUCAAUUGGUUCUUUAGAACAAGAUGGAUGUUGUAGUUGUCAAUUAGAAUCAAUUGUUGAGAUGUCACAGUUAGCAACAAUUGUCGGCAAGAAGUUGAAUCACGCCUUAGUAAAGACACUAGAAUUGGAAAAGCAGUUACGUUCCUAGUCAAUGUGAAAUGUGUUUGUACUAAUAAAUAUAUGUACAUAUGUGUAACACUAAUGUCUCUUAGAUGUUGAGAUUAUUACUUUUAUCAUUGUUCAUAUUCACCUCAGAGGUCAAUAGUUAACUACACAUAAUUAUGAUCACCGUAGCUAUCUCACUAGAAAUAUUUUGACUGAUUAUUUUCGGUUGUUUAAGGACAUCUAGGCGUUUACAAGGAAUAACUAGCAACUUCAAUAUCAAUACGGUGAAUGGGACUACUGCUACUCUAUUCUUCCCUACUUCGCUAACUACAGUAAGAAGCCCAGUUUCGUAAUAGAAGUUUUGUUAAUGAUGAACCCAGUGGAAUUAAAAGCAUGUUUAAGUUGAUCGGUUAUACAUCGAUUAUAAUCUGUGUACUGGGUAAUUAUCACUAAAUACAAAUCAUAGUGGAAAUACAUUAAUAGUCUAGAAAGUAAUGUAGUGAAAACUUGGUGUAGAUUAGUUUUCUUCGUAAAUUGCAUUUAGGGACUCUAUUCGUAAUAUAAGGAUAUCGUGGCGUUUAGAAGGAACCUCUACCAGUCCCCUUAGAUAUACCCUUUCGAAAGAUACUAAUAUUUUGGGUCUCCCAAUAUAAAACCAAAGGUUUCUAGAUCCUAGUUAUUCUGUUACUACCAGCCAGUUCUUUUAUUACUAAAUUAGUUUCC
Molecule: messenger RNA, 2103 nt
Organism: Schistosoma mattheei
Lineage: Eukaryota; Metazoa; Platyhelminthes; Trematoda; Strigeidida; Schistosomatidae
Source: the annotation of a GenBank genome assembly